Messenger RNA from Pogona vitticeps (central bearded dragon), 2654 nucleotides. RefSeq names its product tetraspanin 18 (gene TSPAN18). The record is from RefSeq and is a predicted model, not a curated record. NCBI's taxonomy places the organism in Eukaryota, Metazoa, Chordata, Lepidosauria, Squamata, Agamidae. Gene Ontology annotation, cellular component: plasma membrane.
CGAGCCUCCGCUGCAGACCCAGCUCGCCGCCCUUCCCUCGCGCCCGCUCGAGCGGCGCGGAGCCCGGGGGAAACUUCGGCGCCGCCUUCUCUCGCUGCCGCCGCCGCCGGCCUCUGGACUCCUCGCGAAGUUCCCGCUGCUGGUCCUGCCUGCGUGCAGCGGAGGAGGAGGGAACGACGACGGGCGACGGGGUCGCCUCGGGGAGCCCUGAGGGCCUGUACGUUGCUGUUGCAUCAUCCUAUCUCCUGGUGGAAGAACUAAGAUUCAACUGAAAUUCUGAGUUAACCUGGCAAGAAAGGCUAAGGACAAGCUUGGCCAAUAAAAGAUACAUGGGACAUAUAAACCAUUAGAGGCUAAACAACGCUUUCCAGGAGCAACAUAGGGUUGAUUGGAUUGUGCAACCUGUACAACCAUGGAAGGGGAUUGUUUGAGCUGCAUGAAGUAUCUGAUGUUUGUCUUCAAUUUCUUCAUAUUUCUGGGUGGUACAUGUCUACUGGGAGUUGGAAUAUGGGUCAUAGUAGAUCCCACAGGAUUUCGAGAGAUAGUAGCUACUAACCCUCUGCUCUUCACGGGAGCAUACAUCAUGCUGGCCAUGGGAGCAAUGCUCUUUCUGCUGGGGUUCCUAGGAUGCUGUGGAGCAAUCCGCGAGAACAAAUGCCUCCUCCUCUUUUUCUUCAUGUUUAUUUUGAUCAUCUUCCUAGCAGAACUCUCAGCUGCAAUCCUGGCUUUCAUCUUUAGAGAAAAUUUGACCAGAGAGUUUUUUACUAAGGAGCUGAAAAAGCACUACCAAGGGAACAAUGAAUCUGAUGUCUUUUCUUCUACCUGGAAUUCUGUCAUGAUUACAUUUGGCUGCUGUGGUGUCAACGGUCCCGAAGAUUUUGAAGCUGCCCCACGUUUCCAUCUCCUGCAUUCACGCGAGGUAGUUCCUGAAGCUUGUUGUCGACGGGAGCUCCAGUCCCGUGAUGGAGCAAUCCUCAGCAAAGAAGACUGUCUUCAAGGAAAGGAAAUGUAUCAAAAUCGGCAGGGGUGCUACACCGUCAUACUUAACUCCUUUGAGACGUACGUGUACCUGGCGGGAGCUCUUGCCAUUGGGGUUUUAGCCAUUGAGCUCUUUGCCAUGAUCUUUGCCAUGUGCCUCUUUCGGGGAAUCCAAUAGAAAGCAUCCUGUGAGCAGCAGAAACAUUUCCAACCACAUGUUUUGAAAACAGGAAAAAGAGAAGAUAAAACUUUAUUUUUUGUUUAACAGACUGGGGUUUUGGGGGGGGGAGGAUUGUAAUAUAUGAAUGACCAAAAGGAUGUACUUCAGGGGCUGGAACUUUGAGGUGCUGGACACUCCAUUGCCCUUCUCGCACGGGGGGGGUCAUUCACCAGAAGUCACGUGCAAAGGGUUGCACUAGGAGCCUCCAGGAGAGGGAGAAAGUGAACUCUGAUGGACUCUGUGAAGCAGGAGGUUGUGUGGUGUUCAUAUGUCUAACACAACGGUGACCCAUCAAUUGGCAAGGAAGAGGAAGACCAAUCCUGAUCAACAAGCUCUGCGUCUUGCAUCUGAUGGAACUGUUUAGCAAAAGCAUUGUUAACAUGUAUAGAUGAGGUCAGCUUUAAGCAGCUGAGAGGCAAUGUGGCUUUGACAUUAGACUUACUAGUCCUCACAUGGGCAGUAAAUCAUCACUUCAAAAAUCCAGGAGAAGCAACCUUUCUUGAAUCACUAGGGAUGGAUCAUUCUUGUCACCUGGAAUCUGGCAAAGGGGUCAAACCUACUGUGUUUGUAAAUGGGGGGAAAGAGCGCAUUCUUUUCAAGAGGAAAUCGGAAGCUCAAUGCACAUUUUUUUGUCACAAUGACUUUUAUGUUCAGUAUUUUAUGAGAAAAAGGAAAGUUGAAGAUGGUUCUACUGCUUUUUCUGAAAAGUGUUUUCAUCUAGAAUUGUCAGUGCUGUCACCCUUAAAGAGUAGAAUUUGAUUUUUGCUUUGUGUUUAAGCUUUCGAAUGUUUCGUCACCACCAUGUUACAUGAGAAGUAUGCCGUCCUAAGUUUGGUCCUUUGUAGCAAUUGAUUAGCUUGUUGCCUUUAUGUUUCAGUAUGUACUGCUUUCUACUUUGUGGAAAAAUCCUCCCAAAUGGGAAUGUAGUAGCACAGCUUCAAUGUGUGAAUCUUGUGGCAUCAUUUCUGCUCUCUGCCGUUCUUUCUUCACAUUUCCUAUCAUGCAAGAAAAAGCUAAGUGGAAUGAAAUGAAAUAGCAUGCCCUAGCCAGAUUUUUUUUCUUCCCCUUUUCAUUUCAUUCAUUGAUACCAAAUUCUGGUUUUAGCUGUGCGUUAUCCAUUUAGGUGCUCAAAGGAGGCGGGCACAGUCAGCAAAACAGAACAAAGGUUCCAGUUGAGAUAUCUUUGUUGGGACUGGCUCUGCUUUGAAUGUAAACCACCCUGAACAUAACAUUUCGAAUGAAUGGCAGAUAGAAAUACGGACUGACAAAGUGGAGACCUGUGUGGUCCCAAGUGGUGAGCUUCAACUGAGAAACAAGAGUAAAAUAUGGCAACUUUGCAUACCAAAAGAAUUUGGGGAAAGCAAUUUAUGAGGUAUACAGAGAGCACCUUAAAAAGUCUUCAUUUCCAAAAUAAUUGUGUGUAGAAACUGUUAAUUCUCACAUGAUACAAAUAAUA